AUGUCCUUUCCGUCCAUGUCUAUGCAGCCUGCUCCAGGCUCCUACUUCUACACGGCUAGAGAGAGAAUGGACUCAAACAGCUCUUUUGCAGACACCGUCACCAUCAACAAGGCGUAUUACGAGCAUCUGCUUCGAGUUUCCCAGCAAUUCAAAAACAUCAAGCGCUCCCUCUUAGCAGGGGGCGUCCUGGCCAACGAUUCUGCUUUAGCUGCACAAACACGUGCAUCAACAUCAACAUCAGCAUCAGAACAUCCAGUCGCCAAAUCUGGCCCAUUCAUAUCAGGCCCAGGUCUUUCCUACGCCAGUAGCAAGAGCCCCCCUCGCGACGAGGAUGAGAACGAGAGCAAUGCCUCUUUCUAUGUUACCAGAAGAAGUAGACACCAAGACCCCGAAAAUCCAUCUGAUUCAUCAUCAUCAGAAGAAGGAGAAGAAGAAGAACAAAAAGCACCCGAUGCUGAACCGGAACAACGCACCCUCGAAAUCCGCAACCUGCCUGACCGCACCACCCAUCUCGACCUCACAAACGCAAUUCGCGGCGGCGCUCUUCUCGAGAUUUACCUGCGCUACAUCGACAACUCCGCGCGCGUGACAUUCGCCGAUCCUGCAGCCGCGCAGCAGUUCCUAGAGCGCGCGAGACGGGUUGGAUUUGUCGUUGGGAAUAGACGAACAGACAUAACCUGGAGCGACCGCCAAUUCUUCGUGCGCCCGUACAUCAAACAAAACAUUUCGCACGGCGCCUCGCGCAAUCUGGUCAUUCACAACACCAACCCCAACAUCACCGCAAAGCUCAUCCGCGAGCAUCUCGAGCACAUCCACAAUCUGGUCGUGCUCGACAUCCGCUUCGAUUAUGCGCAGUCUGUCGCGCAUAUAUACACCAAUUCGGUGCAUAAUGCCAUGUUUGCGCGCUCCUGUAUGAAGUCUAGGGCUGCUUAUAGGGGGAUGAGGAUUGAGUUUGCGGACGAUGAGUGUGCGCGGGAAUAUCAGGAAGAUGUGGUGAGCAAGGUUAAGACGCGGAGACAGAGGCAGGGUGGUGAUUCGACUUUGACUUCUUCGAUGCCGAUGAAUCGGUUUGAGAUGUUGAGUGUUGAGGAGGAGUUUGAGUCGGGAUCCGACACGGAGACGGUCUGA
This is a messenger RNA of Talaromyces atroroseus, 1128 nucleotides long. RefSeq lists its product as hypothetical. NCBI's taxonomy places the organism in Eukaryota, Fungi, Ascomycota, Eurotiomycetes, Eurotiales, Trichocomaceae. The transcript is spliced from 7 exons. Bases 1 to 1128 code for a protein of 375 amino acids. The record is from RefSeq and is a predicted model, not a curated record. Gene Ontology annotation, molecular function: nucleic acid binding.